Molecule: messenger RNA, 378 nt
Organism: Fusarium graminearum PH-1
Lineage: Eukaryota; Fungi; Ascomycota; Sordariomycetes; Hypocreales; Nectriaceae
Exons: 2
Coding region: 1-378 (125 amino acids)
Source: RefSeq, a predicted model, not a curated record
AUGACUUGUGCAGCGGCGGUGGCGGCCCUCAGGAUGCCACGGCUAGAAACCAUGGAGAUCUGGAACGGACAAAAAGGAUUGGCGGCGCUCUUUCAGUAUCGCGUGAUCCGCGGUUCACGGCAAACCAGGAAUCUUUGGAGGGGCACAUGGAAAUAUCACAUAACACCCUCUGUCCCUCAGGCUUGGGAAGCUGUCGGACAUCUACAUGACAGUUGGGGACUCGAUGUGGUCCAGGAACAGGUGGAGGAAGCAGACAUCCAGUCACAUGGCGAUGCCUUGCACCACCUACUGCUCUCUGGUCAAGUCAUUCGGUCUGUCUCAUUGCAGCAGAUCCGGAGGGAACAAAAGUAUCUCGAGGGCGUAGAUAUUGUAUCAUGA